Penicillium nucicola is the source of this 2262-nucleotide messenger RNA. RefSeq names its product exosome nuclease subunit RRP6. Bases 1 to 2262 code for a protein of 753 amino acids. The transcript has a single exon. Gene Ontology annotation, molecular function: nucleotide binding; nucleic acid binding; 3'-5'-RNA exonuclease activity. The record is from RefSeq and is a predicted model, not a curated record. Gene Ontology annotation, biological process: nuclear polyadenylation-dependent snRNA catabolic process; poly(A)-dependent snoRNA 3'-end processing; TRAMP-dependent tRNA surveillance pathway. Gene Ontology annotation, cellular component: nucleolus; nuclear exosome (RNase complex). Lineage: Eukaryota; Fungi; Ascomycota; Eurotiomycetes; Eurotiales; Aspergillaceae.
AUGGACUCUGCAGAUUUUCAACCGUUCCAGGACAAGCUGUCGUCCGCACUGGUCCAAGUGACGCGGACUGUUGGACAGCUCUCUUCCGAAGACUUGAACUUCCACCGCACCUUCAACGCCGAUGUCUCAGAGUCACUCGAUGAGCAGAGUGAGCGCAUCAUUGCGCUGACUACCGCCGUGCUCAAAGCUGCGACAACCGGUACCGAUAUCGCCGCUCCGACCCUGAACGACGAGGAUUCUGUCGACGACAACUGGCGCGGUGUGGUAGACGUGAUCGACUCGCUUUUGGAAAAAGCCGAUGCUUGUCUAGAUGAGUUUACAGGCGUCAUUAAGAAGUUGAGUCCGUCGGAGGAAGAGCAGGCUCCCGUGAUUGUGAAGAAAGCACCAAACUUCCCAUCGAUUUACGACUACGGCCCGUCCAAGAUUCCCAAGCCACAAUUGGAGUUUGACCGCAAACCUGAUAAUUCUGACCUGGGACCUUUCAAGCCGCUGCUCAAGACCAAACCAAAUGCCAUUGUCCCGCUGGAUCAGUGUUUGAAAACACAGAAGAUCGAUGGCGCAAUCGCUUAUCCUCACCCCUACGCUGCUGAGAUCCGUGCCUCCGAGUAUCCCAAGCCCGUAUAUGAGAUCUCUCCCCCGGUUGACUAUUUACCAUUUGAGAGUACGACAGCUACAUUUGUCGAUACAUUGGAUGGAGUCAAGGAUAUGUUGGAGGAACUGAAGAAAGCGAAGGAAAUUGCUAUUGAUUUGGAACACCACGACGUUCACUCUUACCACGGCCUUGUGUCUCUGAUGCAGAUCAGCACUCGCGAGAAGGAUUGGGUUGUGGAUACUUUGAAGCCCUGGAGAGAAGAGUUGCAGAUGCUCAACGAAGUGUUUACAGACCCCAAGAUCUUAAAGGUCCUUCACGGUGCUACUAUGGAUAUCAUCUGGUUGCAGCGUGAUCUGGGCCUCUAUAUGGUUGGCAUGUUCGAUACUUUCCAUGCUGCAUCUGCGCUCGGUUUCCCCAAGCGGAGCUUGAAGUUCCUCCUGCACAAGUUUGUCAACUUCGAAGCUGAUAAGCGGUAUCAAACUGCUGAUUGGCGAAUUCGCCCACUUCCCACCGAGAUGUUUGACUAUGCACGGUCCGACACACAUUAUCUUCUUUACAUUUACGACUGUCUACGCAACGACCUAAUUGAAAACUCGACCGCCGAAGCGAGCCACAUUGACUACGUUAACGAGCGGUCAAAGGACGAAGCGCUGCAACGGUACGAACGCCCUGUUUACGAUGCCGUGCAUGGACAUGGCCCGGGAGGUUGGUAUGAUCUGCUGUGGCGUAACGCUGGUAACCUCACCAAAGAGCAAUUCGCUGUUUUCAAGGCUGUUCAUCAAUGGCGUGAUGAAGUAGCGCGCGCCGAGGACGAGGGAUGGCAGUGUGUGUUCCCCAAGCACGUUCUUUUCAGGCUCGCCACCGCCAUGCCGCUCGACAUGGGCACCCUGUUCCGCACCCUGUCACCUGUCACUCCCAUUACAGGGGACCGCAAACAUGAGCUCCUGGACCGCAUCAAGGAGGCCAAGGUUGCCGGUGCUACGGGCCCCGAAUGGCGCGAUACGACACCCCCAAAACACGCGAAGAUUGCAGAGGUGACUGACCAGCAAUCUCAACCCGCCGAUCUCCCUAUUGCAAAGCGAUUCGAAAUAUCCCAGUUUUGGGGCGAUAUUUUGGAAAUCCAAGAAACCCCUCUUCCCCCAGCAUAUGCUCUCACUGCCUCGGCAGAGGCUCUUCGCCUCUCUCUUCCGUUGCCAGCCAUGCCGAGAACCGUUUCUGAGACUCGGGAAGCCCUCGGCACGGCCUCCAAACCCGUGGAAGCACCCAAGCCCAAACCCACGCCCGGCCCCGAGGCCGAAGACAAGAAAUACUUCACUGUCAAGGACCUCGGUGGUCCCCGCAAGCGCAAGGUCACCCCCGUCAACGACACCACACAAGCCCUCUCCACCACGGCCGAUCUCGACGACGGCAAUGCCGACUCGACCGAAAAGAAGUCCAAGAAGUCCCGCAAAGAGAAGAAGGAGAAGAAGGCUAAACAGGCACAGACCGCCAACGAGGCCGCCUUCGACUACAACAAUGCCAAUGCCGUUCUCAAUGCCCCCUCUUCCUCCAAAGCAAUGCAACCGAAGAGACGUACUUUCAACCCAUAUGCCAAGGCUAUGGAAGCACCGUCGGGUGCACGCAAGACCAAGCGCGAGACGCCUGGCAAAUCUCUUACUUUCCGAGAUUAA